This is a messenger RNA of Salvelinus fontinalis (brook trout), 1185 nucleotides long. It is a transcript of the gene cacnb2b, whose product is annotated as calcium channel, voltage-dependent, beta 2b. Gene Ontology annotation, cellular component: voltage-gated calcium channel complex. The transcript has 14 exons. Bases 1 to 1185 code for a protein of 394 amino acids. The record is from RefSeq and is a predicted model, not a curated record. Gene Ontology annotation, biological process: regulation of voltage-gated calcium channel activity; neuromuscular junction development; calcium ion transmembrane transport. Lineage: Eukaryota; Metazoa; Chordata; Actinopteri; Salmoniformes; Salmonidae. Gene Ontology annotation, molecular function: protein binding; high voltage-gated calcium channel activity.
AUGCCACCAAAGAAAAAGACCCUGAGGGACCUAGAUGGUCAUGAGGAGAGGAAUGCCCAGGUCCAGUUGGAGAAGGCCAAGUACAAGCCUGUGGCGUUUGCUGUGCGGUGUAACUUCUAUUACAUACCGGCAGACGACGACAACAUCCCAGUACCAGGCCAGGCUGUCACCUUCGAGGCCAGAGACUUUCUACACGUCAAAGAGAAGUUUAAUAGUGACUGGUGGCUUGGGCGUCCGGUGAAAGAGGAUGGAGUGGUGGGGUUCAUUCCCAGUCCAACCAACCUGGAGACCAUCCUGAUCAGGAGAGACGUCCAGGCCAGGAAAGCUGCCAAAGCUCUGGCCAGUAAAGCAGCAGUUUCUCAAGACACAAAUAAAAAGUACACUCCUCCUUCAACUGUUGCACAAGCUCAAAAGAAGUCGGGGGAGCAGGUGGCAGCCUAUGACGUGGUUCCUACCAUGCGGCCUGUGGUGCUGAUGGGGCCCUCACUGAAGGGUUUAGAGGUAACAGACAUGAUGCAGAAAGCACUCUUCGACUUUUUAAAACACAGAUUUGAAGGGAGAAUUACUAUAACUCGUGUGACUGCAGACAUCGCUCUAGCGAAGCGGUCCAUACUCAACAACCCCAACAAGAAAGCCCUGAUGGACCGCUCAAACACACGCUCCAACCUAGAUACUGCUGCCCAAAUCCAGGGGGAGGUGGAGCGGAUCUUUGAGCUAGCCCGGAGCUUACAACUGGUGGUGCUGGAUGCAGACACAGUGAACCACCCAAUACAGCUAUCUAAAACAUCGCUGGCCCCCAUCCUGGUCUACAUCAAGGUGUCCUCCCCCAAGGUGUUAUCAAGGCUGAUCAAGACCAGGGGCAAGUCUCAGACCAAGCAUCUCAAUGUCCAGAUGGUGGCUGCAGACAAGCUGGCCCAGUGCCCAACGGAGAUGUAUGACGUAAUCUUGGAUGAGAACCAGCUGAGUGAUGCCUGUGAGCACAUAGCAGACUACCUAGAGGCCUACUGGAGGGCCACCCACCCCCCCGAAACAGAACCUGUUAACCCCUUAGUGGAGAAGCUGGCAGAGAACACUCUGGCUAUCAGCCCUGCUCCUAAGGCAGCCACAGCCCCACUCCAGGCCAGGCAGUUCAACCAACCAGAGCAAACAAAUGCACCAAUCAGACCACACAAGGUCCCCAGAUGA